CACGAGUUUACUUUUAUUUGCACUCUGAAACUAUUCCUAUGAUAUAUAAUUGAUAUCCGUAUCAAUGAUCUUCUAGAGCCUCAUCGUUCAUCACAUCAAUCUACAUUACAUAGUAUCCCCAUCUUAACAUCAUUCGAUUUGAUUUGAUUGAUUUGAUUUGAUAAUAAUGUCGAUUCUCAAUCGGUUUCCAAUCUCCUUCAAGCGCUAUGUCUCCUCUGCAAUAGCUCCACCAAAUCGCCUUGCUCUCCAACAUCGGGGACAGGGAAUACACUCCACAUUCUCGUUGUCUACUUCCUUGUCCACCAAUCCUGCUGGGUUCACAAGCGCACACCCGCAUUGCAAUUAUAGUUCUAGACCCACUACCGUACUUUCCGCCGCACAAACUGAACAAUCAUUUCAUCCUACCUCUUCAACACCAUCUGUACUUCAAGGUAAACUCUCUUCCUCCCGGAUACCGCUUCAGAACACUGCCUUUAGUUUUACCCGGCACUCGGAUCAUCUCCGAGUUAAGUUUGGUGAUGGGCAAAUAUCCAAUUUUCACUACCUCUGGUUGCGCGACAAUUGUCGUUGUUCAGAAUGUUUUCAUCCAUACACCAAACAGCGACUAUUAGACACAUUCCAGAUCCCAUUGGAUCUCUCUCCCAAGAACGUAGAAGCGCUGAAGGAGGAAAAGCUCCAGAUUGAAUGGUUAGACGGUCACAUUACAGUCAUCCCACUUUCCUUCUUGAAACAAUAUUCUUACGACCCACCCACAAAAGACGAUCAUAACACUGUCAAUCAAUCGGAACGAACCUUAUGGGAUCGAUCCAUAGAAACGUCCACACCUUCCGUUCAGUUUGAGUCUCUCUUUCUACAAGGCGAGGCCGGUAAGAGAGCGGUCUUGGAAUGGCUUCGGAAUAUUGACCGAUUCGGGUUUUGUCUUGUCGACGGCGUUCCACUAGAGCCCGUUAUGACGGAGAAGCUAUUGUGUCGUAUUGCCUUUAUACGUGAGACUCAUUAUGGAGCGUUUUGGGACUUUACUGCGGAUAUGGAGCACGGGGACACCGCUUAUACAAACCUGCCGCUCGGUGCUCAUACCGACACGACUUAUUUUUCAGACCCAGCAGGCUUGCAAUUGUUUCAUCUCUUAUCACCAGUCGAUUCUCAUACCGGAGGGAUGUCUUUACUUGUCGACGGAUUUGCCGUAGCCUCUCGCUUGAAAGAACUUCACCCAUGGGCCUACGAAACCCUUUCUCAGGUUCAAGUCGACUCACACGCCUCAGGAGGAGAAGGUGUUGCCUUACGUCCACUCCUUCCAAGCCCCGUUCUUACACAUCAUCCGCGAUCCGGAGAGCUAGUCAUCAUACGCUGGAACCCAGACGAUCGACGUCCAUUACAAACAAGAGAUGGUGAAGAGCUCAAACGUUGGUAUUGCGCAGUUCGUGAGUGGGAGAAAAUCCUCAAAAGUUCUGAAAUGGAGUUUUGGAUGCAAAUGAAGCAAGGUCAAGCCUUGAUUUUCGAUAAUCAACGUGUUUUACAUGGUCGAUCUGGCUUCACAGGUUCUAGACGCCUAUGUGGUGGAUAUAUUAACGGAGAUGAUUACCGAUCUCGUUUACGAUCUUUAGAAGAUCGGUUUCGCAAAAAGACUGCUACCGCAUCCUCAACCGAUGUGUGGCGCGAAAUCGAAUGACUAAAAAUCAUUCCAACUUUCUUCCGUUUCUCAACAAACUCAAAUUCAAUAACCUCUCCAAUCGUAAUGUGUCUCCUUUUGCAUCCAACUUAAUCAAUUUUGCAUCAACAUGCUGUUUAUAUAAAGAUUGUUUUAUCAAGUACUUCAAGUCUCUUUAAUACGUAGCAUCUGUAUAUUGUUUAUCUCGGUGUUUGGAUACAGAGAGGUGAUGUGAUAUAAGGAGGAAUUUGUUAUGAUAAACCAGUCUUAUAUUCAUUUGUCUAUGUGAUCUUUACAACGAUUCUGGCGACUCAAGAUGCCCAAAUCCUUCGUAAAACCUCAUGUGCUUCUCAGCAGUGUAAAACUUAAGAUUUACAAAACCCUCAGGCCAAGCAUAAGUUUCUCAGCUGCGGCUUUCUCAUUUCUUUCUUGACGCUUGAAGAUUUGUAUACAUCAUCUUGCUGCAGACAGAGUUAUAUUUCACCGUUCUUUUUCAAAUUCUGCCCCUCUAUUGGCAACAGAUAAUUAAACAAGUUUUGACCUGAU
Molecule: messenger RNA, 2194 nt
Organism: Melampsora larici-populina 98AG31
Lineage: Eukaryota; Fungi; Basidiomycota; Pucciniomycetes; Pucciniales; Melampsoraceae
Exons: 9
Coding region: 167-1669 (500 amino acids)
Biological process (GO): carnitine biosynthetic process
Cellular component (GO): mitochondrion
Molecular function (GO): iron ion binding; trimethyllysine dioxygenase activity
Source: RefSeq, a predicted model, not a curated record